Messenger RNA from Trematosphaeria pertusa, 2010 nucleotides. RefSeq lists its product as uncharacterized. The record is from RefSeq and is a predicted model, not a curated record. The coding region runs from base 104 to 1894 and encodes 596 amino acids. Lineage: Eukaryota; Fungi; Ascomycota; Dothideomycetes; Pleosporales; Trematosphaeriaceae. The transcript has 3 exons.
GCGUCAACUAUUUAACGCGCCCAACGCGUAGUAUACCGCGCAAUAUCCUGUAAUCUUUUCUUAGUGGGAUUAGCCUCAGCCGUCUGGGCACAUUGCUCCAAAAAUGUCGUCACCACCCGGUGGCCAGAAUGUUGACAGUCUGACUGGUUUCAAUCGGCAGUCUGUCCGAGAAUUGGUAGUCGUCGAUCGCCUCAUCCCCGCGAGCACGCUUUACUUCUUCUUCGACUUUACCUUCGAAGGAAACCUGUACAGCGGCGGAAAAUCCCGUCUCCCGCUCAUUCAAGAAGACGAGGUUCCUUUCUUUAGCAGACCGUAUGCCAAUUGGGCGCCGUCACCAUAUAACCGAACCGCAUCGUCUGUGCAAGAGCGCAUUCUAAUCCGCCCGCCCGAGUUCGAUGCAACCGUCGAACGUCGGAUUUCCUGUAUGCGCGCUCGGCUUUGGGAAGGGAUGGUGCCUAUGUCCGGUGCUCGCUGGAGGGAGAAGAAAUUGGAUGACCCGAAGAACUGGCAAUUCACUUUCGAGUUCCUGCUCGACACCAUCUACACAUUUAUGUGGCUGGGCGAUCCGGACAUUCAAGCAGGUAUCCAGGGUAGUUUCAAUUUCGUGGCGAAAGAGCUGGAGACGUUUCAGGACGCUGUGAAUGCGAGGAGGGCGCAGAACGGGCUCGCCACGAGAAUAAAUAUGACGGCCCUGUGGCUCGAAUUCAUCCAGGACCUGUUCGAAACAAUGGUCACGAGGACGCAUUCCUGGUUCGUUGACCGUGUCGACGAAAUCAUCACGAAGGGGAAAGCCGAAUACGACGCUGCUGUCGAUGCUAAUGGCGCUGCGAAUUCGGCCGACGCCGCGAAGAAAUUCCUCGAAUCGUGGUCGGACCUGAACAGGCUGCUGAAAAUGGCGGACUACACUAUCAUGAUGCCCAUGGAUGGGUUUACCGGCUUCUCCGCAUCCAACUCCAAUUCGAAAGUAGUCGGAUCCAUGUUCCCGCCACCUUUUCGACUCGACCAGCAGGACGAACUGUCCGCUCAAAUGGCCUGGCCUGUAUGCACGCGCCUCUUACCCACCAUUCAGUCCGUGUAUACGAAUCCAGGCUCUAUCAAUGCCAUCCUGAAGGAAACGAAGGAGAACAAUGACAGGCUACGGAUCCAAAUGCGGGGUGAGCCGAAGAAGCUGGGCCGUGAACACUGGAUUUCUAUCAUCAAGUCUAGGACGGAUUGGUCGCUGAGCCAUGGUGGACCGCAGGACCAAAGAUGGGGCUUCGUCGCGUAUAUGCUUACACGUAAGCCGACGAAGGAGCAAUGGGAGACGUUCUUCGCUAGAGUUAACGUAGACUUCCAGCGUUCGGGUGAAUGGGUUGAAGGCUUCGAUGAAGUAAAGCAAAAUGCGGCGUUGCAGUGGAUCGACGCCAAAGCAAUCGGCAUUCCGGACAACGAUAUCGAGGCUGCGAAACGCCAUUUCCAAACCUUCCGCAACACGUCAGCAAGCCGUAAACGCGCCUGGAAAAUGGACUUCUUCGUCGUUGAUGCCGAAUCUUUUGCCUCCUACAUGGACUCCCCGACCACCUUUCAGAACCGCAAGCCAUACGGCGACCACGGCGGCUUCCUCAAGCUCAUCGACACGACUGCGUACGAUCCACGUCUCAUCGCAGAGACAGCGCCGGGCUUUAGGAACGAACUCAAGGUGCUGGGUAGCCUGGUGUUCGAUGACGUGUAUCCGCUCGUCGUGAGUUUAGCGCAAAGACCGCGGGAUCUAUGGCCGUAUGCGAUGCUACACCCGAACCAGGUGUAUGUGGGUCCGACUGUGGAGAGUCAGGAGAAGGAGUGGGAGAAGGUUUGGAAGCUGAGAAAAGUGUAUUGGAGCGCUUUCUGGAAGUGGAGGAGUGAGCGUGGGGCUUGAACCCAGACUGGUGGCCUACGUCGCGAUGCUCUGCAAGCACCUGUGGGCUUUAAAUGGUGAGUGUUAGCUCGUGACAUUGAGUUGAAUCGGACUGCCCAUGAUGAUAGCAUGCAUGU